Messenger RNA from Acytostelium subglobosum LB1, 1080 nucleotides. RefSeq lists its product as hypothetical. The record is from RefSeq and is a predicted model, not a curated record. Lineage: Eukaryota; Evosea; Eumycetozoa; Acytosteliales; Acytosteliaceae. The coding region runs from base 1 to 1080 and encodes 359 amino acids. The transcript has a single exon.
AUGGUCCAAGUGUUUGAAAGAAUAAAGGAUACAUUCUCAAGCUCAGUGCAUCACGUCGCAAAAAGAUGUGAUAAACAGUCUACUUUGUACUUGGCUGUGACACAGGUCGACAAGCAAUACAUCAACAAUGAAGCACUCAAAGGAUUGUUCGAAACAUUGACACCAAAGCAGAAGAAUGAAGUAUAUUACAAGGUAUGGGAGUUGGGCAAGAUGACCGACCCCUCAAUCACAGGCGCUCAUUGGGGCCAGGACAACGUCUUCACAGACACACAUCGUCUGGCAAACGCCAUGCAUCGACUGGGCCAUCUAGGCAUCGCUGGUCUGUUCCCACUCAAGUGUCUAUCAUUCAAGUUUGGCGAAGGUGGACUGGGUUCACAAUACUUAUCGCGAGGCGAGCGCCAAGGACAAGAUCCCAUCACUGGCUACAUUGGAUUGGUCAAUGGCAUGGGUAUCAGCAAUCUGGAACAUGCUGGAUGGGACAUGCUAUGGCUGUCCGACAGUCUGGCCGACGGAAACAAUGUGCAUUGCGUAUAUCACUCCACUCAUCAGAAGUCCGCCACCGACGACUUUGGCGGCUUCGUCCAGGAUGUGUUGCGCAUGGCCGCCGUCAAUGGAGGCAGCUACACCAAGACCUCCUACCUAGUGGCACAGCAAUGGAUCGACUAUUUGGACGCCAACCCGGGUAAGCACUUCCUGCAGGUUGGCGUAUCCGAGGGCGCGGCACACACAAACGCCGCCAUCCGUUUGAUUAUACAGGCUGGUCGAGUCGACCUGCUCAGUCGUCUGCGCAUCAUUGCCAUGUGUCCAGCCUACUUCAUCUCGCCCGAUGACUAUGUGGACACUGGAAUCCAGGUGCUGAACUUUGUCAAGAUGGAGGACACGGUGAUCAAUCCAUGGGGCAAGAACACGCAUCACAUUGGCAAGUGUCAACACAUCGUGAUCGUGCCCCAUCUCACCAAAGAGGAUUCGCCACACAACCAAACCAGCCAGGACUUCCGCACGGUUGUUCGUCCCUAUCUCCAGAGAUAUAUGUUUGAUGGUGAUCUCUAUGAUAAGGUCGAACCCAACGUCGUUGUAUAA